Saccharomycodes ludwigii is the source of this 1560-nucleotide messenger RNA. RefSeq names its product Jip5p (gene JIP5). The coding region runs from base 1 to 1560 and encodes 519 amino acids. The record is from RefSeq and is a predicted model, not a curated record. Lineage: Eukaryota; Fungi; Ascomycota; Saccharomycetes; Saccharomycodales; Saccharomycodaceae. Gene Ontology annotation, molecular function: protein binding. The transcript has a single exon.
AUGGGUCGGAAAAAAAAUAAAACAACAAAUUACUCUGAGGUAUUACCUAUUCUAGAACUAAAAUAUUCAGAUCCAUUGUUUGAUGUUAAAUUACAUCCUUCAAAACCAAUUAUCAUAUCAAGUUUAGCUACUGGUUAUGUUACUUGUCAUAAAUAUGAUCCGAAACAAUUAACUUCAUUUAUGCAAAGUGUUAAAAGAAAAGGGGAAAAGUACACGGAAUCUGCUGGUGAGACCGCUACUGGCGCUACAAGUGUUAAUACUAACAAUGUGCUAUGCAAAGUAUUCACCGUGGAUCCUAGGGGAAAUGAUAGUUCCAACGCUACUUCUUUUUUAACUUUAAUGUGGAAAACAAGAAGGCAUAAAGGAAGCGUUAGAUCUAUGUGUGUUGAUGAAAAUGGAGACUAUGUUUAUACAAUUGGUUCAGAUAAUAUUUUAAAAAAGGCCAACACAAUGGAUGGCAAAGUUGUUAAAAAAAUUAAUUUGUUGACUCUAUUAUCGGACGACCAUAGCAAAGAUGAAUCAACAGUGCUCAAAAUUACAAAGUUGGUCAAAUCAGCAAAACAACCAUUAUUAAUUCUGGGUGAUGAAUCAGGAAAUGUUUAUGUUUUAAGCAGUAAAGAUUUAUCCUUACAGAAUACUAUACACAACAUUCACAAUGGAGAUGCAAUUAAUGAUUUAAUACCGUUUGCCAAAAGAUCAGUGUAUAAGUAUAUUUCGUUAGGUCAAACAACGUUAGCUUAUUGGGACUCAAGAAAAUCAAAAGAUAAAGAUGGUGAAUCUAAAAUCACUGUCAGUGAUGAUCAAGAGGAUGAAAUUUUGUGUGGUACCUUUGUUAAUCCUGAGAAUGGCGAAGUGUUGGUCUGUGGUAUGGGAGAAGGCAUUUUAACCAUAUGGAAACCGAAUAAGAACCAGCUUCAAGAUCAACUUUCCAGAAUCAAAAUCUGUAAAAAUCAAAGUAUUGAUAGUGUUGUUCCUACUUUGCAAGAUGAUAAUUGUGUUUGGUGCGGUUGUUCUGAUGGGAAUGUUUAUAAAGUUAACAUUAAGACAAGUAAAAUUGAAGAAAUUAGGAAGCACAGUGAUUUUGAUGAGGUUUGCUUUUUAGAUUUAGAUUACGAUUAUAGGUUAUUGAGCGGCGGUAUGGAUAGUAUAAAGCUAUGGGAUAAUGAUAAUGCUGUUGUUAAUGAGGAUAUUAGUGAUACUGAUACUGAUAAUAAUGGUGAGUUGAACCAUAGCAGUAAUGCUAGCAAUUUUGACGAUGUAAGUGAUCCUGAUUCUGAUUCUGAUUCUGAUUCUAAUUCUGAUUCUGAUUCUGAUUCUAAUUUUAAUGAAAAUAAAAGUGAUGCUGGACAAAAUAAAAAUGCACGUCUCUUGUCUAAAGAGGAACUAUUGGCGGAGUUGAGUAAAAGUGAUUCCGAAGAGGAAAAUAAAGAACAUAUUUCAAACAAAAGAAGGCAUAUGGACAAUAAACACCAAAACAGUUUGACUAAAAAGCCAAAGAAAAAAGAUAUGCAAAGCAGAUCCAAACCUGAUCAUGGUAUUACAAAAUUUGAUGGUUUGUGA